Pseudo-nitzschia multistriata is the source of this 1269-nucleotide messenger RNA. The record is from the annotation of a GenBank genome assembly. Lineage: Eukaryota; Bacillariophyta; Bacillariophyceae; Bacillariales; Bacillariaceae.
GGUAAAAGGAACUGGAACCCCACAGGACGGGAGCCAGAUUGCUUCAUUUUUCCCCGAUACUACAGUUUUGUUUGGUAGGUUGCACUAUCUUCAACUCUGCGGUUCCUAAGUACAUAUGCUUCGUAUUCGGCACCUAUUCAUCGAUCAUUCUUUCGUCACUUACAUUUUUUUUGGUUCAUUACCACUGGUAUAAUUUAGCUGACAUCGCCGGUUUCACGGCUUGGUCGAGCACCCGCGAACCGGAACAAGUUUUUCACCUUUUGGAAACUGUGUACGGUGCCAUUGACCAAAUUGCCAUGCRCCGAGGUAUUUUCAAGGUCGAAACCGUCGGAGAUUGCUAUGUUGCCGUGUGCGGGCUUCCUGACCCAAGAGAGGACCAUGCCAUUGCGAUGGUUCGAUUUGCUCGUGAUUGUCAGCUGCGGAUGGCGUCUUUGAGUCAGCAGUUGGAAGUUGCGCUAGGACCAGACACGGCGGACCUUGCGUUUCGGUGAGAUUUGCUGAAAGAAUCGUUGCGUAUUUUUCCUUUGUCACUGCUUGUAUCAAAUCUAUAAUCUAUCUAAUUACGACUUGCUUUCAUUGUUAGAAUUGGAAUGCAUUCUGGACCAGUUACAGGUGGAGUCUUGCGAGGACAAAACGCCCGGUUUCAGCUCUUUGGUGACACCAUGAACCAGGCAUCGAGAAUGGAAAGUACCGGCGUCAAGAAUAGAAUUCAGAURUCGGAAACGACGGCCAAACUGUUGAUCGAUCGUGGCAAAGGGAAGUGGUUGGAAAAACGUUCAGAGAAAGUCGACGUGAAGGGCAAAGGUUUGCAAGAAACGUACUUUUUCAAGCAAUCAUAUGGAAAGCAUGAAACUGUAUCCGUCACAUCAGGUUGUGACGCUGAYACAAUCAUGAGCGCGUUGAACUCCGUUCAGCAGCCACUGGCAAACCUWCAACCCCWCAAUARUUGCAUCUCAAUUAAAACGCAACGGCUUGUCAAGUGGAAUACCGAAGUAYUAUUUCGUCGCAUCAAGUCUAUUCUACGGUACCGUGAAAGUGCUGUUCACGUCGAAAUSAGUCAAAAUGUUGCAAAUGAGCUUCAUCGAUACGUGCUCGAAAUUGCCUGCAUGUAUAGAGAUAAUCCGUUUCACAAUUAUGAGGUAAGCRAUGAUUGUAGUAUSGUCCGUUACCUGCCACAUUUUAAAGCUUACGUGAACAURCGCGCUAAAACACUAAAUUUGCUUUCCAUUUCUUUUCUUCACUUACAGCAUGCAUCUCACGUAACUCUUA